GACGUGACGCCUCGCUAACACUUGUAACCUCCUCCACCACCUCCACCACCUCCUCCACCACCACGACAACGUGACGCCUCGCUAACACUAGUAACCUCCUCCUCCACCUCCACCACCUCCACCACCACCACCACCUCCACCACCACGACGUGACGCCUCGCUAACACUUGUAACCUCCUCCACCACCACCUCCUCCACCACCUCCACCACCACCACGACGUGACGCCUCGCUAACACUAGUAACCUCCACCACCACCUCCACCACCUCCACCACCACCACCACCUCCACCACCACGACGUGACGCCUCGCUAACACUUGUAACCUCCUCCACCACCACCUCCUCCACCACCUCCACCACCACCACGACGUGACGCCUCGCUAACACUUGUAACCUCCACCACCACCUCCACCACCACCACCACCACGACGUGACGCCUCGCUAACACUAGUAACCUCCACCACCUCUUCCACCUCCACCACGACGACGUGACGCCUCGCCACUCUCCACCGCCUUCACGUCUCCACUCCUUUACUGCACGCAUUGUGAGCGCAACAUGUGCCGGGAGAAGGGAUGCGGCUGCCGGAGCUGGAGGAGGAGGAGGCUGUCUGUGGCGAUGCCGGUAGGCCCAUUUGGUUGUCUUCACUAAGAGACACGCUUUAUUUAUUGAGUAAGCAGCCACUGUAGGGCGAGAGAGAGAGAGAGAGUCUGGUGGGGUCCACUCGGCAGCACUCAUGAGUGACCGCAAGACCAAAGUUGUUCAGCAGAAAGCAGCCAAUCGAAGCCCACGAGCCGAUUUCAUUCCUUGCAAACACUGUGGGAAACCUUUUCUGGGAGCACGUUUGCCUACCCAUCAACGCAGCUGCGGUGCCUUAAAAACAAUUGCAACCACCAAGGCAGAUCCAAGUGUCGCCACUUCUGAGAAAGUGCAAAACACUUCAGCCACAGAGGCAUUUGGCAAAUCACGAAGAGGCCACGAUUCGCCAGACAUCCUUGCGUCUGGGCCAAGUCAUGCUCCUCCAGUGCUACAACAGGAACCAGGCAAAGCAAUAAACCACGGAAAGCGACUUUCCAGGCCGAAGACAACCACCCUUCCCCUGCGACCCAACGGGGUGUUUUCACACCCAGGUUUGGAGAAGCCAUAUUCUCUGCCCACCAUACCUCCGAGACGGUCAGCUAUGAGAGUGUGCUACAUCUGCGGUCGGGAGUUUGGCUCAAAGUCCAUCUCUCUGCAUGAGCCAAAGUGUCUGGAGAAGUGGCAGAUUGAGAAUGAGAAGCUGCCAAAGCACCUACGGAGGCCAGAGCCCCACAAGCCAAAUACGGACACAAAGUCUGGUGUUGGUGCAGCUAAUGACUUGGCUUGGCAGAGUGCUCAGGCGCAGCUUGUUGCAUGCGAUAACUGUGGCCGCACUUUCUUGCCUGAUCGUCUUGCCAUCCAUCAACGGAGCUGCUUUAAGUCCAAGGAGAUUGCUGCCAAGGAUGGUGGCCGUAGAGGGCCCUCCCUGUCCCGUGGAGCCACUUUCAGGAAACCCUCAAGCACCGUGAGUUCGUCCUUGCCCGUUGUUUCAGCUCCCAAAGUUCCUGGUGUCGAAAGGCUUGGAGUAGACAAUGGAGGCGGCACGAACAAAAAGAACGGGAGUGUGACGGCAUCGCGGCAAGCCACAAAGGCUCCCAUGCCACGCACUCUCAUCUGCUACAUCUGCGGCCGAGAGUUCGGGACAAAGUCACUGAGCAUCCACGAGCCACAGUGCCUGGAGAAGUGGAAAAACGAGAAUGACCGACUGCCCAGAGAGUUACGCCGGCCGGUCCCAAAGAAGCCACUGGUGGCACAGGCUGGUGGGGGCACCGGGGCAAUUGCAGUGAGCAAUGAGGCAGCCUGGGAAAGCUUCAAGGGGCAGCUGGUACCAUGUUCUAACUGUGGCCGGAAGUUUGCGCCAGACCGUCUGCAGGUGCACCAGCGCAGCUGCAAGGUUAAAGGCCCUGGCGCUUCACCUGCUUCCACUGGACCAGGAGCAAGUGCGGCCGUACAGCCCAAGGUAAUCCGAAAGCCGCAAACGGUUAUCUGCUACAUCUGUGGACGAGAGUUUGGAACCAAAUCUAUCUCCAUACAUGAGCCACAAUGCUUCACGAAGUGGCAUAUUGAGAAUGACAAGCUUCCCAAGAAUAUGCGUCGGCCUGAGCCCAAAAAACCUGAGGUGGCCUUAAUUAAAUCGAGUGGGACAUAUGACCUGGAGGCAGCCAAUGCAGCGGCGUGGCAAAGCUCGCAGGGCCAGCUGGUGCCAUGCCCUGUCUGCGGCCGCACAUUCCUGCCUGACCGCCUGGCUGUGCACCAGCGUGCCUGCAAACCAAAGCCUGCCAAGGCUUGAGCUGGAACAGCUGGCUCUGGAAUAGCUGAAGAUGGGGAGGCCUUCAAAAAUUGCUUUCUGGGAGCUCUGAAUGUUCUUCCAGUUGGUUUCCAAUUGUUUAAAAAAAAAUAACAGUGGAACAGAGUGGCAAAAAAUAUACCGGGAAGUUUACAUUUACAGCUUUGAUGCUCAUUAAUACAUUCACCAACGUGUCGAGGCUAGAAACGUGUCAUACUCACUUUGUUGAUGCAAACGGGUUAUUAUACGGAUAUAAAAUAAACAGGUUUGCCUUUAAUUGUCUCUUACAUGUGCCUACCUUCACAACUGCACCAUCACAGCCUUCCCCGUUGAUAUGCUGUAAUGGGUCAUUGCUAUAUUAAUGAAGGCCGAAUUUGGACCAAACCUUAUCCAGCAUUGCCCAAUGUCAGCAUGUUUACCAGACAAGAGCUAAAUCAAUGAACCUCAAAUGAACAUAAUUGUCUCCUUACUCUACUCCCAUGCCCGUGCUCCCCCCUUCAGCAAUCAAAGCUUUCAACUGAAACCCUAGUCAGCCUUCACUCAGUUUUCCCUUGCUGCCCUCAUAGUCUGGAGCUUCAUUUUCCCAGACAUCCAUAUCGUCUGCUUCCUGCCCUAUACAAUUUCAGAGUCAAGACCUUGUUUCCUCUGUCAAUGACUGUCUUGAUCUUUUUAAAAUAAAUAUUGUCCACUGUACAGUGUCUUGAGAUAUGGUUGCAUUUAGAUACUUUACGAGUUAUUAAAGGCGGGCUGGGAGCGAAAUGAUGAAUCAACCAGUAGGCAAGAGCAGUUUGUAGCGGUUUUAGGAAACUUAAAAGAAUAUACAAAUGUGCCUAAAGAAAAAAAAGUUUAAAAUCAGUGUACAUUACAUGUGGGUCCAAAACUUGGAUGUUGUGGAAGAAAAUGCAAGAAGUAAUGUAUUUUAACACGUAGGCUUUCAUGUAUUUUAGGAAUUUAAGUAAGAGACAUGAUGAUGGGGCACAUGGAGAACAUAUUUUAGUUAAAGCAAUUUAAGUGGGCUCGGGCAGGACACAAUACGAGAAGGGAUAUUGGCCAAUGGUCAAGACUAACAAAGUAUCAGCCAAACGAAGGGGCUUAUGCGAGAGUACGUCUGCUACAGAGAUGGAGGGAUGCAAUCCGCUUGUAUGCAGGUGCCAGAUGGAUUGUUGAAUCACAAGACUAUAAGAGGUGGUGGCAGUUGAAGAGACCUUAAUGAUGAACAUUUGUAUUAUAUGCACUAUUUUGGGGGAAUUUUUUUUCACAAAUGUAUGUAAUGAUUUUUAAUACACAUGUGGCAGGGCAAAGUACCAAGAUUGUCCAAUUGUUUUGCACUUCUGAUAUGGUAUCAUACUUUACUCAAUGAAUGUGACAGUUCAUGUACCAUUAAAUCAUAACAUGUGUAUGUUGAAUUAUAUAUAAAAUCUCUGAUAAUAUAAUAAAGAUGUGUACUACA
This is a messenger RNA of Petromyzon marinus (sea lamprey), 3812 nucleotides long. Its product is annotated as zinc finger protein 474-like. NCBI's taxonomy places the organism in Eukaryota, Metazoa, Chordata, Hyperoartia, Petromyzontiformes, Petromyzontidae. The record is from RefSeq and is a predicted model, not a curated record.